GCUCUUCCGGGUGUUUUCUUCCUACUCCGUGGUUGACGGUGGACGCAAAGUUUACGCUGAUUUCUUGGAAGUUUUCAGCCUUAAUUUCGCCAAAAUGAAUCGUAUAUUUGGCACCGGAAAGCCUAAAGGCCCCCCACCGAACCUCACAGACUGUAUAGGAACGGUUGAUUCACGGGCAGAGUCCGUGGACAAAAAGAUUGCCAGACUAGAUGCUGAACUUAUGAAAUACAAGGAUCAGAUGAAGAAAAUGAGAGACGGGCCUUCGAAGAACAUGGUGAAGCAAAAGGCCAUGAGAAUCCUGAAGCAGAAGAGAAUGUAUGAAGGCCAGAGAGACAAUCUCAUGCAGCAGUCAUUCAACAUGGAACAAGCAAACUACACAAUCCAGUCCCUCAAAGACACUAAAACCACAGUUGAUGCCAUGAAAGUGGGUCUGAAAGACAUGAAGAAAGCAUACAAGAACGUGAAGAUUGAUAAGAUCGAGAACAUACAAGACCAACUAGAGGACAUGAUGGAGGAUGCCAAUGAGAUCCAGGAGGCUAUGAGCAGAAGCUAUGGCACUCCUGAUGUUGAUGAAGCUGACCUGGAAGCAGAACUGGAUGCACUGGGAGACGAGCUCCUGUUGGACGACGACAGCUCCUACCUGGACGAGGCUUCAACAGCUCCCUCCAUUCCAGAGGGUAUGCCUGGCGAGAAGUCCAACAGGGAUGGUGUUCUGGUGGACGAGUUUGGCCUUCCUCAGAUCCCUGCUACAUAAAGCUGCCAUCAGCACACUUGUGCUCAUUUUACAUGUUUCAUUGCCUUUUUUCUAUUUAUCCAACUGACACUCCCAGCCUUAAAGUAAAGCAUUUAAACCAAAGCAUAUUCAUAUGAAUGAUAAAAACAAGAACUGAUAAUCUGAAGUCUUUAAUUAGAGUGAGCCUAUGUAUAUCUGAGGUGACCGUGGGAAUCGGGUUUUUCUUAACUUUGUACAGUCUCUGCAGCGCUGAGUUGCCAAGAACAAAUAAAUUAUAUUUUUCAAACAGUA
Messenger RNA from Cheilinus undulatus (humphead wrasse), 1024 nucleotides. It is a transcript of the gene chmp5b, whose product is annotated as charged multivesicular body protein 5b. Gene Ontology annotation, biological process: vesicle budding from membrane; late endosome to vacuole transport via multivesicular body sorting pathway. The transcript is spliced from 8 exons. The coding region runs from base 95 to 754 and encodes 219 amino acids. The record is from RefSeq and is a predicted model, not a curated record. Gene Ontology annotation, cellular component: multivesicular body. Lineage: Eukaryota; Metazoa; Chordata; Actinopteri; Labriformes; Labridae.